AGUCCCACAGGGGCUCAUGUUGAAUGGUGCAAACAACUGAUUGCAGCCACAAUGUCAAGUCAGAUCUCUGGACCCAUCAGCUCAGAGAUGAUUUCCAGAGAUUAUAAGAUCUCCACCCAGUGCUUUAAGUUUAAAUACUCUUAUGCAAGAUUCAGCGGACAUGUGUUGUCAUGAAACCACAGAGAAUCAGAACAUCGCUGAUGAAAUGAUUUCAUUUUAUCAAGUCUUCACGGAUGCAUAGUACACAUGGAAAAGAAAGUUCUCUCAAUAUGUAACGCAUUUUGAUACUAAACCCCUUUGGUGGAACAUAAAAGGUUAAUUUUUCCUGGCCAUAUCAUGGGACUAUAAAAGCAUCAUAAAAUAGUCCAGACAACUGGGCAUCUGGAGUCAUAAGAAAGAACAGACUGAAAACAGGACUGCGAUGUGGAGGUUAAAGGAUUUCUCUUGGACAGUGACCCUCAGCAGACUGCUCCUUCUUCGGCAAGUCUUUCUGUGUGUGUGUGACGCCGUUAACUAUUUGACAUAAUAAUUAACUUACUAACAGACUGAAUUUCAGAGUGUUUCAUCUGUAUAUCUAUUAAAACAACAGUCUAUCUGACUGUCAAUGUGGAUUUCUUGAAUAGUCUGGUCAUUAUAAUGAACUCUUUUUGAAAAUGACCAGCAUGUCCAUGUAAAUGUGCUAAUUGUAAUAUUUGGACAUAUAUUUGUAUGCUUGUACACAGUUUUUUUUCCUGUGCCACAAAUGCUUUGGAAAGAGCAUGCUUUGUAUUUGAAUCUCCAGUAAGGCUUAUUGUAUUCUACAUUAUUGGUGCAGUAGAUCACUGAAUGUGUGAGGGGAAAAAUACAGAUGUUUUGACUCAUAUGAGGCAUUAUGAAAUAUCCCCACCCCGUGCCAUCUUUUCAGGGCUUUAUUAGCAUAAUGUAGAACAGAUCACCAUAGAUCUUUUGUGUUGGUGAAGGUCAAGCCUGUUGAACUCCACAGUGCCGUCGUUGUCCUGCAGCUGGACUGGAAGAGAAAGACUGGAUUCUCUGAUUCCUCUGUGUCCGUGAAGCUGCCAAGCAGUUGUGUCACUGUGGGUGGAGCAGACCCGUGAGCCCCCAUCUCAUCCUGCUGAGCUCCAUAUACUCGUUGUCAACAGUGUGCUGACAGAAAAUGAACUUUUGGGGCCAAACAUUGACUAGUGGCUCAUGGGAUGUGAAAACAGUAAUCAUACUGCUUUCAUACUGCAUAUACAUAGAUGAGAUUGUGCUAAAUUUACUGUCAAGAUGCUGGAGUGGUGCACAGUAGAUUGUUUCCAGAAUGUCGAGGUGUUCACAAUGUCUUCUAGCCAAUCUAAAAAUAUCAAUCUCAAAUAUUUUGCACUUGCUGAAUUUGCAGCAGCAGCAGCUUGCAGAUUUGAUGUCCUAAAUGACAGCCCUGCCUUCCGUGUUUAGUUUACGAUCUCAAAUGUUGGACUGACUGUCUCUGUUUGCUUUAGGCGGAGAGAGAACUGAAAGUUAGGAGUGGUAGCAAAGGAAAGGUAGAGGUUUCUUAAUAGUUUACUAUCAGUGGCACUUGUGAAGGUAAGCUGCAAAAAAAACCAAUGCCAACAUUCUGGGAUCUUUAAAUUUAGACAACUUGCAUUGCAUAUGAAUUAAUCAGGAUUUUGUAUCAUUUAUAUAUACACUUAUUCAGAAUAUCCAUGCAGGAUAUCUAAAACUCCAUGCUUAAAUUAUGCCGAUACUGUAAUAUUCCAAUAGGAACAUGUAAAUGUGUAUCUAGAAUAGAAAAUCAUAUCAAAAUGUGUUUGUUCCCCUGUGUGCCAGACACUCAGAGAAGGAAAUAAGCAGGCUCAGAUGGAAGAGGCUCCACGUGUUCCUGGAGAAACCAUUAAAGCUAUUGUCAAAGAUGUGAUGUAUAUUUGUCCGUUCUCUGGGGUCGUGAGGGGGACUCUAACCAUCACUGACUACAAGCUCUUCUUUAAAAGCCUGACACGGGAUCCUCCGUUUGUGCUGGAUGUGAAUCUUGGAGCCAUUAGCAGACUGGAGUCUAUCGCCGUUCAGAGUCAUGGAGACAACACUCAAGGACUUGAGAUAGUUUGCAAGGACUUGAGAAACCCCCGGUUUGCGUACAAGAAGGAGGGUCAGAGCAAUUCGGAGGUGUUUGAAACACUUUCAAAGUACGCAUUCCCGCUCUCCCACAACCUGCCUCUCUUUGCCUUUAAGUACCGGGAGACGUUUCCAGAAGAUGGCUGGAAGAUCUACGACCCAGUCGUUGAGUAUAAGAGGCAGGGUCUUCCGAACGAGAGCUGGAUCAUCAGUAAAGUCAACAGCAGUUAUGAGCUGUGCGAGACGUAUCCCGCUCUGCUGGUCCUUCCUUCAAACGUCACAGAGGACGAACUGAAGAGAGUGGCGGCCUUUAGGGCCAAACGCCGUUUGCCAGUGCUGUCCUGGAUUCACCCUGAGAGUCAGGCCGCUAUCGUGCGCUGCGGUCAGCCGCAGGUGGGUCCAUCAGACCGCCGCUGCAGGGACGACGAGCGCUACCUGCAGACCAUUCUCGACGCCAACGCUCAGUCUCACAAACUCUGCAUCUUUGAUGCUCGCCAAAGCACUGUGGCUGACACUAACAAGGCCAAAGAUGGAGGAUAUGAGAAUGAGAGUCUCUAUAUCAAUGUGGAGCUGAACUUUCUGGAGAUCCCCAACAUGCACGUGAUGAGAGAAUCCCUGAGGAAGCUGAAGGAGGUGGUGUAUCCUGCCAUCGACCAGCAGCGCUGGUUCUCAUCUGUGGACUCUACGCACUGGCUGGAAUACAUCAGGCUCUUGCUAGCAGGUGCGGUGCGCAUCGCAGACCGUCUGGAGUCGGGGAAGACGUCAGUGGUGGUGCACUGCAGCGACGGCUGGGACCGCACGGCUCAGCUCACCUCUCUGGCCAUGCUCAUGCUGGACGCACACUACCGCUCGCUCAGGGGCUUCCAGGUGCUUCUGGAGAAGGAAUGGCUGAGCUUCGGACACCGCUUUGCCUCGCGAGUGGUACACGGAGAUGGGAACCAUGCAAACUCGGAGCGCUCCCCUCUCUUUGUGCAGUUCAUCGACUGUGUCUGGCAAAUGACCCGGCAGUUUCCCUCUGCAUUUGAAUUCAACGAGCUGUUUCUCAUCACGGUGCUUGAUCACCUGUACAGCUGCCUGUUUGGGACGUUUCUUUACAACAGCGAGCAAGAACGGGUCGCAAAGGAGGUGUACAGCAAGACCGUGUCUCUGUGGUCAUAUGUGAACAGCCAGCUUGAGGAGUUUACUAACCCGCUGUAUGUGAACUACGAGCACCAUGUUUUAUAUCCAGUAGCCAGUCUGAGGCAUCUAGAGCUUUGGGUCAGUUAUUAUGUGCGCUGGAACCCUCGCAUGAGGCCACAGGUUCCUGUUCAUCAGAGUCUGAAGGAGUUAUUGGUCCUGAAGUCAGAGUUGCAGAAGAAAGUGGAUGAGUUAAAACGUGAUGCAGCUUCAUCACAUUCUCUCUCCUCUUCCUCAGAGCAUGAAGGCAUGCCCAUGCAGACUACUGUCUGAGCUUAUCUUAUUAACUUGGUAAAUACUGACAUUAAAAUCAAUGAUAUUUGUUCUGAUCUCUGUCGUCACAGUUAGGUUAACAAUAAUGUUUACAUAUGUUUGAUAAUAUCCUAGUGUAAUCCUUGGGAUAAUAACCACUAUGUGGUCACUGGUGCCCCCUAAAUGCCAUAAAACCUCUGGCCACAUCACAUAGCACUACAGUUCAACAGUCAUUGUCUAUAGAGUUUUCUGUGCAUUGCUUUGUGAAAGCUGUUUAGAUUUAUAUAACAUAUUUUUGGGUGAUUUUAACAUCUGAGUUUUAUCGAGAGCUGCGUAUAUUGAAAAGCCUAUUUCAAGAAAUCGUGGUCAAAUUGUGUCAUCAACAAUAAUAAGUAUUCAGAAGUAAACAGUCGCUCUACAGAAAAUGCCUGAAUAUUCUAGUGACUUUGGCAAAAAAAAUAUUGCUCUUAUAUUGCAUACAAUAAUAACUCCACAACACUAAUUGAAAUGUAACAUAAUUUAAAAUCAUGCGUAAUAUAAAAUGUAUGCAUAACUUUGCUCUCUGGAAGUAAAUGACAUAUUUGUGUACAUAAACCGCCACCAUCUUUUAUUUUUGUUUUAAAUGGAUUUCAAUAUUACUAUGACAGUUUACUAAAAGUUGGUUAAUAUGUUAUUUUCUGAAUGUGUUUGUAAUACUCUUUUUUUUUAAGUGUUUUAUAGUAAUUUUAUAAUAAAUUUCUAAUUUCUUAUAAGCUCA
Molecule: messenger RNA, 4273 nt
Organism: Carassius auratus (goldfish)
Lineage: Eukaryota; Metazoa; Chordata; Actinopteri; Cypriniformes; Cyprinidae
Product: myotubularin-related protein 1-like
Exons: 15
Coding region: 1837-3537 (566 amino acids)
Biological process (GO): phosphatidylinositol dephosphorylation
Cellular component (GO): membrane; cytoplasm
Molecular function (GO): phosphatidylinositol-3,5-bisphosphate 3-phosphatase activity; phosphatidylinositol-3-phosphate phosphatase activity
Source: RefSeq, a predicted model, not a curated record